Messenger RNA from Carica papaya (papaya), 3850 nucleotides. The record is from RefSeq and is a predicted model, not a curated record. NCBI's taxonomy places the organism in Eukaryota, Viridiplantae, Streptophyta, Magnoliopsida, Brassicales, Caricaceae.
CUCCCCACAACAAGUGUCGUCCUCCUCUUGAAGUCUCUCUCUCUCUCUCUUCUCAUAAAAAAACGCAACAAACAAACAAUGCCUUGUCACAUCCUUUCUCAGUCCAUUUCCAUGUGCCCACUGGUCUCCUCUUCAUACGCGCACCAUAAUCUCACUACCAAAAUCCCAAAAUUCACCCUUAGGGUUUUCUAUUCAUCUCACUCUUCCCGAUUACAGCAAUAACAAUCUUCGAUUCUUUCUACAAUUUUUUGUUUCUUCUUCUUCUUCUUCUUUGUUUUCUUCUGUCUUCAACAUCUUCUUCUCCUUCCAUUUGAAUUUUUAGUAUUGAAGCAUGGAGCAACAGCACCAACAGCAGGAGUUGGAGAAUAAGCAGGAGGUGGAGCCAGCUUCGGGCUUGUACAAGCCUCGUCUCCAAGAAGAGAGUUCGGUACUCGAAGUCGACGCUAUGAGCAUCGAUCAAUGCGAGACGAUCCGUGAAAUGGAUGAUUCGCAGCUCGUCGGAGCUCCUGCGGCAGCGAACGCGGGGGUUACCAAGACGCCGGGGAGAGGAGGUGGGUGCCUCGUGGAUGUCGAGGUCAAGCUCAAGCAGGAGGGGGAGACGGGGCCGGGAGUUGUGGAGACGAUUACGGGGAAGAGGCGGCGGGGUCGGCCGCCGAGAGGUCAUCCGAAAACGACGCCUCCUCCUGCGCCGCCGCCGAGAAAGAAGGACGAAGAGGACGUUUGUUUUAUAUGCUUUGAUGGUGGGAGUCUUGUGCUGUGUGAUCGCCGGGGCUGCCCGAAGGCAUACCAUCCUGCCUGUAUCAAGCGUGAUGAUGCAUUCUUUCGAUCAAAGGCUAAGUGGAAUUGUGGAUGGCACAUAUGUAGCAGUUGUCAAAAGGCGUGUCAUUACAUGUGCUACACUUGUACAUAUUCUGUGUGCAAAGGAUGCGUUAAGGAUGCAGAUUACUUGGGUGUUAGAGGGAACAAAGGAUUUUGUGGAACCUGCAUGAGAACUAUAAUGCUGAUUGAAAAUGCUGGGCAGAAGGAUAAUGAAACGGUUCAAGUGGACUUUGAUGACACAAGUAGUUGGGAGUAUUUAUUCAAGGUGUAUUGGCUCUACCUCAAAGGAAAGCUGUCUCUAACUCUAGAGGAGCUCACGAAAGCUAAAAAUCCUUGGAAAGGAACUGCUAUCAUGGCUCCUAGGGUGCAAUAUUUUAGUGACCCCUAUGGUCACAAUGAUCACAGAGGUUCUUGUUCAGAUAAUACAUGUGCAGACCUGAUUGCAAAUCAUGAUAAAAGGAGAAAGACUCAGAUACCAACAAAUCUCAACAAGAUGGACUCUCUAAGUACUGAAGAUUCAGGUGGUGACAAAGGGAUGGAUUUCCCAGAAGAUACAAAAUGGGCAACAAGUGAGCUUCUGGAUUUUGUGGCACAUGUGAAUAAUGGAAAUACAUCCGUGCUAUCAAAGUAUGACGUCCAAAAUCUUUUCUUGGAGUAUGUGAAGAUAAACAAUCUUCGUGAUCCAAAUCAGAAAUGUCAAAUUAUUUGUGAUGCGAAGCUUGCAAGAUUGUUUGGGAAAGAAAGAGUGGGUCACUUUGAAAUGCUAAAGCUAAUUGAAAAUCACGUUCUCAUUCCAGAAAAUUCUCCAGCUGCUAAUACCGACAAAGUGGGUGUUACUGGAGCUGUUCCUUGCCAAGUGGAGGCUGAUGGAAACAAUUAUAUUCCAGUAAUGGGAAAUGAUAGGAAGCGUAAAAUGCGUAAAAGGGUUGAUGAGAGAGGACCACUUGUUAAUCCUCAUGAUUAUGCAGCAAUUGAUGUUCAUAAUAUUAACUUGAUAUACUUGAGACGUACUUUAGUGGAGAAUCUAAUUGAUGAUGAAAAGAAAUUUCAUGAGAAGGUCGUUGGCUCGAUAGUGCGCAUAAGAAUUUCUGGUAGCGAUCAAAAGCAAGAUAUAUAUAGGCUGGUGCAAGUUGUAGGUACAAGCAAGGUGGCAGAACCUUACAAAAUUGGCUCAAGAACAACUGAUGUCAUGCUUCAAAUAUUAAAUUUAGACAAGAAAGAGGUUAUCUCGAUUGAUGAGAUUUCAAACCAGGAGUUCUCUGAGGAUGAAUGCAGACGGCUACGUCAGAGUAUAAAAUGUGGGCUCAUCAAACGUUUGACUGUGGGUGAGAUUCGGGAGAAAGCUGUGGCACUUCAAGCCGUGAAAGUCAACGAUUGGCUGGAAGCUGAGAUAUUACGACUCAAUCAUCUUCGUGAUCGAGCGAAUGAGAAGGGACUAAGAAAAGAGCUUAGAGAAUGUGUUGAAAAAUUAGAGCUCUUGAACUCGCCUGAGGAACGUGAGAGACGGCUGCUUGAUAUCCCAGAAGUACACUGUGAUCUGAAAAUGAAUCCAAGUUAUGAGUCAGAAGAUGAAUUGGAUGGGAAGAAAAAAGGUAACCACAUGAGAGCAAGGGGUCCUGAUUUUAGUAAGAAAGAAAACACACCAGUCUCCUCUCGAAGAGGAGUGAUUCCUACACCAAAGUCAAUGGAAGAUUUGGGAGCGCAGGCAGCUGAAGUUAAACAGUCUGUCUCUUCAAGUGUUUUGGUUCAGGAUUCUGGUAUUAGCUGGAGCACUGCAUCCAGUCUUGUGGGUGGUGGAACACAAAUUCGUGAAGUAGCUGGAGAAUGGAGUACAUAUUCCUCUACUCCGGCCAAACCUUCUGUUGAGGAAUGGGACCCCAGUCUUGUGGCUGGUUCUUUGAAACCACCUAAAGUGGCUGUCGAGCAUGUUGCUACACCAACUUCGGGUUGUGCUCAAGUGACUCAUUCUUCUCCACCCCACCCCACCUCCAAUGCAUCUGAUUGGCCAACCAUUAUGACAGAAGCCAACGAUUGUGAUGAGUCUGUUUCAGAUCUUUUGGCUGAAGUUGAAGCAAUGGAAUCUCUUAAUGGCUUACCUUCCCCUACUUCAAUUUUACGGGAAUUGACACAAGGUUCUGAUGAUGACUGUUUUAGUCCCGUAGAGGGGCUAAGCCCAGCACCCGAUCUAGGGAAAAAUGAUGCCCUGAGUUCCACAAAUGAUUUUCAGAUGCCAUCUCAGUCAAAUGUUAAGGAUGAACCACUAGUAUUGUCUCACAUCAACUUUCUUGAUCGUCAAAAGGUUUCCGGUGGGCUUUCUAUCACAAAUUCUGAAGUCGAAGAAGAUAAAAAGCCCAUUGAUCUUUCAAUUAACCAAUGUGAAGCAGGAUCGGAUAUCCCACCUCCAGCACGGCCUGUGACAAGUUGGGAAGUGACGCCCUCGGUGAGUAGUGCUUGGAGUGUGGGAUCAGAACCUUCAGGUGUUAGUUGGAGUGCAGUUCAAGGUAAUCCAAACUUGAGCUGGGCAGCACUAGUUCAAGCAACAACAAAUAUGAGCUGGGAAACUGGUCAGGGGACGACGGCUCAGGAAAAUGCAAGCAUGAGUUCGGGGAAUGCAACAGGAAAUCCAGCUCCGUGGGGAAGCCAGCUGAGGUACAGUAGUGAUAGGUCAUCCGGUUCAAGGGAUCGUGAUUUUCUGGGCAGGGACUCCAAUUUUGGUAAGGGCAGGUCCUUGUGGAAUAAUAGGCAGUCAUCUUAUGGUGCUCACGGAACGGGAUCUGUUAGUAAGCCUCCGCCCAAAGGGCAGCGAGUUUGUAAAUUUUAUGAAAGCGGAUACUGCAAAAGGGGAGCUUCAUGUAGUUAUUGGCACCCAUGAUUUUAUAUUUUACACGUGCAGUUGUGUGAAUUGGUGGCUCUAUAUUCAUUAUUUUUACUAGGAACUGUUAUAUUGUUGAUGCUCUAAUUUAACUUUGCAAAAGCAUCGGCCAUUCAACUCCCAUAAUACAAGUUACUUGAUUCCAUAGUGUAUUAUUUU